AUGUACAUGUUCUAUUUUAAUGUCUUUCUACGCGAAAUACUCACGCAUUCUUUCUUUCUUUCUUUCUUUCUUUCUUUCUUUCUUUCCUUUAUUUUCUUUCCUUUCCUUUUCUUUUAUUUAUUUCCAUUUCUUUCUUUCUUUCUUUCUUUACUUUUCUUUUGUUUGUUUGUUUCUUUCUUUUUUCUUUCUUUUUUAUUUUCUUUCCUUUCCUUUUCUUUUAUUUAUUUCCCUUUCUUUCUUUCUUUACUUUUCUUUUGCUUGUUUGUUUGUUUGUUUGUUUGUUUCUUUCUUUCUUUUUCUUUUUCUUUAUUUCUUUCUUUACUUUCUUUAAUUUCUUUCUUUUUUCUUUCUGUCUUACCAUUUCUUUACUUUUCUUUUUUUUCUUUUUCUUUUCUUUCUUUCCAUUUCUUUCCUUUUCUUUAUUUCCUUGUUUUUCUUUUCUUUCUAUUCUUCAUUCUUUCUUUUCUUUCUUUUUUCUUUAUUUCUUUUUUCUUUCUUUCUUUCUUUCUUUCUUUCUUUCUUUCUUUUUUCUUUCUUUCUUGCGUUUCAUUUCUUUUCUUUUCUUCCCUUUUCUUUCUUUCUUACAUUUUCUUUUUUCUUUUUCUUUCAUUCAUUUUUUACUUUCUUUCUUUCUUUCUUUCUUUCUCUCUGCCUCUUUCGUUUCCUCACGUUUCUUUCUUUCUUUUUUUCGUUGCUCCUUUUUCUUUCUCUUUAUUACUUUUCACUCUGUCUCUUUAUUUAUUUAUUUCUUAUUUUCUAUUUAUUUAUUUUUUGUUUGUUUGUUUGUUUGUUUCUUUCUUUCUUUCUUUCUACAUUCCAAUCUUUGUCUUCCCAUCUUUCUUUCUUUCUUUUCUUUUUUUCUUUUCUUUCUUUCUUUCUUUUCUUUCUUUCUUUCUUUUCUACAUUCCACCCUUUAGUCUUCCCAUCUUUCUUUCAAUUCUUUCUUUUUUCUUUUCUUUCUUUCUUUCUUUCUUUCUUUUUCUUUCUUUUCUUUCUACAUUCCACCCUUUGUCUUCCCAUCUUUCUUUCAAUUCCUUUCUUUCUUUCUUUCUUUCUUUCUUUCUUUCUUUCUACAUUCCACCCUUAGUCUUCCCAUCUUUCUUUCAAUUCCUUUCUUUCUUUCUUUCUUUCUUUCUUUCUUUCUUUCUUUCUUUCUUUCUUUCUUUCUUUCUUAACGUUUUGGUCAUCCCAGUGAGCUACCUUCUUUCUUUCUUUCUUUCUUUCUUUCUUUCUUUCUUUCUUUCUUUCUUUCUUCUCACAUUCCUUUAUUUCUUUUCUUCUUUAUCUUUCAUCGCCUUUUUGUUUGUCCUCAUCUCUAAUUUUUUUUUUAUUCGGCCUUCUCUAGUCAAUGUAAUUGUCGCAAUAGAUUCAAUGAAUAUUUCCUCAUUUCAUGUCAAUAUCAAUUUAAAUAAAACCCCGUCCCCUGGUGCUUAA
Molecule: messenger RNA, 1434 nt
Organism: Acanthosepion pharaonis
Lineage: Eukaryota; Metazoa; Mollusca; Cephalopoda; Sepiida; Sepiidae
Source: the annotation of a GenBank genome assembly